AUGAUCAUUGAGACUCGCCACGCAUUCCAACGCACCGCGCCAAGCAAAACUCUCGCCUCGCUGCUCAAGGACCAUGGCAACCCCUUUGUCCAGCAGCAGAUUGACCAACACCAACUGGGUCAGCUGACAAAAGCGCCAGGAGGUGGCAUCCGCAUUAAGAACCUUGCCGGUCAAGAAGUCAAGAUUCUUGGGG
Plasmopara halstedii is the source of this 193-nucleotide messenger RNA. RefSeq lists its product as uncharacterized. The record is from RefSeq and is a predicted model, not a curated record. NCBI's taxonomy places the organism in Eukaryota, Oomycota, Peronosporomycetes, Peronosporales, Peronosporaceae. The transcript is spliced from 2 exons. The annotation marks the transcript as partial.